Messenger RNA from Thrips palmi, 2727 nucleotides. RefSeq names its product caprin homolog. Gene Ontology annotation, molecular function: RNA binding. Lineage: Eukaryota; Metazoa; Arthropoda; Insecta; Thysanoptera; Thripidae. The record is from RefSeq and is a predicted model, not a curated record. The transcript is spliced from 8 exons. Gene Ontology annotation, cellular component: cytoplasm. Bases 71 to 1987 code for a protein of 638 amino acids.
CGGCGUCGCUCCGAAGUGCGUUUCGGCGAGCGAGCGGAGCCAGUCGUGUCUUGUUGUUGCUCGCGUGAGGAUGCCGUCAGCGUCGUCAGCCAAAUUAGUCAAACAGGCCUCUACGGAGGCGCCGCCGGACCCCCUACGGCAGGCCAUCAUUAUCAUAGAGCACAAAAUCCGCAACUUGGAGAAGAGGAAGGGCAAGCUUGAUGGAUACCGUGCUCUCCAGCGAGAGGGCAAGGAACUUCAGCCUGAACAGCUAGCAGCCGUCGCCAAAUAUGAGGAAGUUAUUCAAACUCUGGAAUUCGCCCGGGACCUCUGCAAACAAUUCAAUUCUAUCUCAGCGGAUGCUGCGAAACUGGCCAAGAAGCAGGCUCGGAAGGAUGCCCUUGAACGGCAAGCCCAUGACUUGUCCCGAAUCAAGGAUGUCCUCCUUAUUCAAAACGCCCUUAACCAAAUUGGAACUGAUGCAGUACGGGAAGACUUCUUGAGUGGCCAGAAUGGUGCUAUUCAGUUAACGGACACGGACCUGCAAUUGUUUGAUACAUUCUAUGAGACUGUUACCCCUAAGGUUUAUGAAGAUGCCAAGUCCACCGUUGAUGAGCAAAUAGCUUCUGCCGCUGAUCAUUUCCUGAGUGCCAUCGAUGGGAAGCCAAAGGAAUUUGGUGGUGUUACCUAUGCUGUGUUCAAAGAGAAGAUCCGUGCAGUUCAUGGCUGUGGGUACUUUGACAAGCCAGCUGUAGAGCCCGUCCCAGAAACUCCAGCUGAGGAAGCUGAAGUUGCUGUUGACGGUGGAUUGAUGGCUGACGUUCCUGUGGAAGAACCUAUUCCUGUACCUGAAGUUGUGAAUCCUACAUUCCAGGCUCCUCCAGGUAUGUAUCAAUGCCCUUGCAGGAUCCAAACUUCAAGAACAUCGGAUUUUUUAGUUCAACCCUCUCUUCAAAUUUCAGAUGCAGUUAUUUCGGUUCUUGCUCCACACCAAAUUCCCACACAGCCCCCUGUGCCUGUUCCCCUCCGGCCACAUGAUGUGAUCAACUCAGUCACAAGCGGAAGCUUCAACUUCCUUCAGGAGUCUGAGCUGGAUUCACCUGACCCUACUCUACCUCCGCCCGCUCACGCUAUUCCAUCCGCCAUCCCCACACAGACUUUCACCAACCAGAGCUUCGUUCCACCUCAAGUUAACCCGCCACCAGCAUCUGCCGUCCCCAUGUUCCACCAACCACAGCACCAGCCUCCCCCACACAUGCAGCCUGUUCACCAGCUCCCUGGUGAAAAUUUCAAUGCACCCAACCCCCAAGCUAACUUGCCCAUUCCUCAGCCUCACAUUGCACCCGUGUCACCAAACGCUGGCAAUCCAGCAGUGAUGUACCAGCAACAGAUGUACAGCCCUCAUUCCGACCGAUAUGAUCAGCCACGCAACGAUCAUGUGAAUGAGAAUCAUGCUGUUGAAUCGUCACCCGAUCAAUCCUCGCAGCCUGCCCAGCAGACCAUCAGUAACAAGUGGUCUGAAAAUGAUGACUGGAACAACCAGACUAACGAUGACUGGAACAACCAGCAAGGAAAUCAAAAUGACUGGUCUAACAAUAAUGAUGGUGGUUACCAGACCCAGAGAAACAACAGAGACCGCGGGGACAGAGAGCAGCGUGGCCGAGGCAAGCCGCGCGGCCAGUACAACGGCUUCAGGGGCAGGGGCGGCAACGGCGGCCAGAGCGACCGGCCCUACCAGAACGACCGGCCCUUCUACCGCAACAACAACAGCAGCAGCGAAGGCGGCAACAACUUCUACCAGAACGGCUACAACAAGGACAGCCAAGGCGGCGGCUACCGAGGACGGGGCGGCGCGGACCGACCCAGGCCUAACAGAGGGGGAAUGGACAGAGGAGGUCCGCGGGGCGCUCCCCGAGGCAACUCCAGAGGCCGCGGUGGAUACAGGGGCGGCCAGACCGGCGGCCAGGGACAGGGAAUUCCUAGUGCAGGAGCUGGACCCAAGCCGUAGUGCAUCCGAGCACGCAAGACACGACCGACUAAAUAGCCAGCCACCCCAGCAUUUCGGCUGACGGCUGCAAUGUGGCUUUGGACCAGUCUUAAUAAUUCUGUUAAUUUGUAUUUCGUAACUAUUGUUAGCAUUGUAUAUCAUGUUAAAAAAGUUCCUUUCUUAUAAUUAUUUUUUAAUUCCCACGACUGGCUGGCCUCCAGCAAAACUAGCACACUUGCUCUUUUAAGAUUUGUCGCUGACUGUGUUUGUUUGGCUGGAGUCUUAAGUCUUGUCAUUUCAUAGGCUGUGUAGGCUUGGGGUUGGCGCUUAACACAGCAUGGCUUGCUCAACAUCAAAAGUAUUCAACUGUUCUCAAGCAGAGGGUAGUUUUCACUCCAAGGCAACAUCAUUAUGAAACUCCAGUGAACUAAGUAACAAUUUUAUUCUAUAUAAAAAGUACAAAAAAACAGUAUACAUUACUUGAAAAAGUUAAAAAAAAAACUUAAAAAAAGAGUGGUGUUUUUCUGUGCUAAGUGUCAGGAGUAGCAUUUUGUGUGGAGUUCAGUGGCAUGGGAAUUUGGUAGCAUAAGUGAUUGAUGUUGCUACUGAAACUUAUUGCUGAUUACAUUUCCAUUGUAUGCUUUGAUUAUUUUUCUUUGUAUUUGAUGAAUGUGAUAAUUCAUUCUUAUUGUUAUUAGUUGUUUCUACUGCUGAUCCACAAGAGAAACAUCUUCCAACAUAAUAAAGUACUUUGCAACAGA